Manis pentadactyla (Chinese pangolin) is the source of this 823-nucleotide messenger RNA. RefSeq names its product ribosomal protein S5 (gene RPS5). The record is from RefSeq and is a predicted model, not a curated record. Gene Ontology annotation, molecular function: structural constituent of ribosome; mRNA binding; rRNA binding. Bases 159 to 773 code for a protein of 204 amino acids. NCBI's taxonomy places the organism in Eukaryota, Metazoa, Chordata, Mammalia, Pholidota, Manidae. Gene Ontology annotation, biological process: ribosomal small subunit assembly; translation. The transcript has 6 exons. Gene Ontology annotation, cellular component: ribosome; cytosolic small ribosomal subunit.
CGUGAGUAUACAGCUGUGUUUUCCGCACCGCCUCCGCUGACCCGGAAGUUUUCGCUCCCGUUAAAAGCGUCGGCCGGCUGCCCGCGGCCUCUUCCUGUCUGCCAGAGCGGCGCGUGGUACUCUGUGAGUGGCAGCGAAGACCUCGCUGCUUCCUCAGGAUGACCGAGUGGGAGACAGCUGCACCUGCAGUCGCAGAGACCCCUGACAUCAAGCUUUUUGGGAAGUGGAGCACUGAUGAUGUGCAGAUCAAUGACAUUUCCUUGCAGGAUUACAUCGCAGUGAAGGAGAAGUAUGCCAAGUACCUGCCCCACAGUGCUGGGCGCUAUGCGGCCAAGCGCUUCCGCAAGGCGCAGUGCCCCAUUGUGGAACGCCUCACCAACUCCAUGAUGAUGCAUGGCCGAAACAAUGGGAAGAAGCUGAUGACUGUGCGCAUCGUCAAGCAUGCCUUCGAGAUCAUUCAUCUUCUCACCGGUGAGAACCCCCUGCAGGUCUUAGUGAAUGCCAUCAUUAACAGCGGCCCCCGGGAAGACUCAACCCGCAUCGGUCGAGCUGGCACAGUGAGGCGGCAGGCUGUGGAUGUAUCCCCUUUGCGCCGUGUGAAUCAGGCCAUCUGGCUGUUGUGCACAGGUGCCCGAGAGGCUGCCUUCCGGAACAUCAAGACCAUUGCUGAGUGCCUGGCAGAUGAGCUCAUCAAUGCAGCCAAGGGCUCCUCCAACUCCUACGCUAUCAAGAAGAAGGAUGAGCUGGAACGUGUGGCCAAGUCCAACCGUUGAUUGUCCAGCUGUGGCCCCAAUAAACCUGUUUGCCCUUUGGGGCAGGUCCA